Molecule: messenger RNA, 189 nt
Organism: Arabis nemorensis
Lineage: Eukaryota; Viridiplantae; Streptophyta; Magnoliopsida; Brassicales; Brassicaceae
Source: the annotation of a GenBank genome assembly
AUGAAUGGAGGAAGAUGGAUUCACGGACAGAAUGAUGAUGAUGUGAGGAGGAUGGAUCACGAGCAGAUUGGAGAUGAAUGGAGUGUUGGUUGUCGAUCCAAGCGAGCUAAGGCUGUAGCGAGGUCCGAUCGAUGGUAUGAUGAUGGAGAUGGAUCGAUGGUCGCCACACAAGUGAUGAUGGACUUGUGA